CAGCCAGUGCCUCAGAACGACUACUAUGCCAGAUACGACAUAGAUAAGCAUCCAGAGAACGGAGGCAUUUCUCCUAGGUUCACGCGCAAGUUUACUCCAAAUCCUGCUUCGCCAAGUGGAGAUAACACCGAAAGGCAAUUUCUACGAGUGUUACAGAAGGUUUAUCAGACUAUCGAGAAGAACGAGAUGAGACUGGAGGACCAGGAUCGAAAGGAUGCGAUCAGAAACGAGUGGCAACAACUGGCGCUGGUCAUAGACAGACUUCUUCUGUUUCUAUUUAUUGUCUUCACUACGGGCAUCACGCUUGCUCUGAUUCUGCCUGGAUACUAUGCACACAUGAGGGAAAUUGCUUGA
This is a messenger RNA of Candidula unifasciata, 354 nucleotides long. The record is from the annotation of a GenBank genome assembly. NCBI's taxonomy places the organism in Eukaryota, Metazoa, Mollusca, Gastropoda, Stylommatophora, Geomitridae.